Hibiscus syriacus is the source of this 627-nucleotide messenger RNA. RefSeq names its product F-box protein SKIP27-like. Gene Ontology annotation, molecular function: protein binding. Lineage: Eukaryota; Viridiplantae; Streptophyta; Magnoliopsida; Malvales; Malvaceae. The transcript has 4 exons. The record is from RefSeq and is a predicted model, not a curated record. Bases 1 to 441 code for a protein of 146 amino acids.
AUGAAUAAAAAUCUGGAAAAGCAGUCAACACUGGACCUCCAAACUGGAGUAUCAAAGCCGACUUGGCCGACCAUAUCUCUCCAACACCAAUGUACUUAUAACUUACUCAUGCUGACGGCUGAUGAUUACUAUGAAAAAUCUGCUCUCGAAUCACUUCCUCAAGAUUUUCUAAUUAGGAUUAUUUGUGGUGUCGACCAUGAAGAUUUGAAGCAACUUUUUAAUGUUUCUAAAUCAAUCAGAGAAGCUACUGUAAUUGCAAAGCAGUCGUAUUUUGCUUAUAGCACACCAACAAAGGUGAAAGCUUUUCGUACGUCCAUAGAUUUAGAGGAAGCAAGUGAAAUAGACGACAUUGAAGCUCUAAAUGCACCAAGGCAAUUGAGGUCUCACAGGUCAAUCAAUAGGAAGAAACUUGUUGCUAUUUCAGUGGCACUAUUUGAUUGACACGAAAUGUUUGUAAAUAUAGCUUGUAGUAGUAAUAGUGUAGAUUGAAAAGGGGGGAUCUGGUAGUUGGAUCUUUGUACAUGGGUAUGAUUCUUUACAAGCUAUUUCUUCAAAUGUAUCGUUGAAGAUAUGGGUUGUUUUAAGCUUUUGUUAGUAUCUUUAUGUACAUGAGAGAAAGAAAGGGCA